AAUUUUAAAUAUCUGCGUUCCCACUCUCUCGGCUCGGUCGGUUGUCGAUUUCGCCGCCAGGAUUAGUUCGCGGUCCUUGCGAUCUGACGUGGAACUUUCACUUUGAUCUGUCAAUAUUUAGUAAACAGACAAAUUUUCGAAUCAUUUUCUCGAUAUAAGUAUCACCGUUUGAUAUGUUCUUACGAAAAAUACUAUUUACUGCGAGAGAUACAAAGAUAUUGCACAGACGCUUUUUUGCGCAUAGAGGCUUUCAAUAUUCACGAAAGAAAUGCAACCACCCUACAUUAGGAACAAAAUUGUUUACCGCGUCCCCGUUUACUGUGAUGGCUAUUUGGGGCUUUACAAAGAAAAAGGGUGAAAAUGAAACGCACAUAACUACUAAAGAAGUUUUAAUAGCAAAAGCCGAUGCACUUUAUGACCAGGAAAAGUAUCUUGAGAUACAACAGCUUCUAUCGAACUACAAAGACAGCGGAGACGUUGAGAUUAUAUGGCGUUUGUGCAGAGCAAUGUACAAGGUAUCUAAAAUAAGCAAUGAAGUGGAUGCAAAGAAAUUGAUCUUCGAAGCUCAUGAUCUGAUAUUGGAUGCCCUCAAAAUAAAAGAGGAUCACUGGGUUCUGCACAAGUGGGCAUCCAUCAUUCUCAAUACAAAAACUCUUUACGAAGGAAUAAAAGCACAGAUAAAGGAAUCUUAUAACAUUAAGAAGCACAUGCUGCGGGCAAUGGAAUUACAUCCAAUGGAUCCGACACUUCUGUACAUGCUGGGCUCCUGGUGUUAUCAAGUCGCGGACUUAACAUGGUACCAGAGAAAAAUAGCAUCAGUGAUAUUUGGGGAGCCACCGACUUCAACGUUCGAAGAAGCAUUGAAAUAUUUUAAAAAUGCAGAAGCAAUCGAUCCUAAUUUUUACAGCUACAACUUGUUGAUGUUGGGGAAGACUUAUUUAAAAUUAAACGAGAAAGAAGAAGCUUUGAAAUAUUUGAAGAUGACUAUGGAAUAUCCUGCGAAAAGCGAAGACGAUCGCGAGGCCAAGCAAGAAGCGCAGAAGUUACUCAAGGACAUUUAAUAAACGAAUACUUAGAAUUUAAUACAAAAUGUAUGUUGUUAAGUUAAGUUUUAAUUUAGGAUAAGACAAAUCAUUGAACUCUUAUUUUUUUACUUAAAUGCUUUUAAUUCACUGAAAGGUUCAGAUUUUUCAUACUGACAGUACGGUGAAUGCGCACAUACAUACAGGCACAGAUCCUUAUUUUUAUACUAAACAUAUAAUGUAUUACAUUUUAUUAUUUUUUAACAGUAUGAGAGUGUAAAGACUGCGAUUAAACUGACUGUAUUAAACGCUUUAGAAUAUUUUGUUACACGCAAAGGUUAUAACAAUGAAUAAAAAAUAUAUCACUUGCAUCUA
Molecule: messenger RNA, 1397 nt
Organism: Ceratina calcarata
Lineage: Eukaryota; Metazoa; Arthropoda; Insecta; Hymenoptera; Apidae
Product: regulator of microtubule dynamics protein 1
Exons: 3
Coding region: 174-1061 (295 amino acids)
Cellular component (GO): mitotic spindle pole; mitochondrion; cytoplasm
Molecular function (GO): microtubule binding
Source: RefSeq, a predicted model, not a curated record